Marchantia polymorpha subsp. ruderalis is the source of this 2278-nucleotide messenger RNA. NCBI's taxonomy places the organism in Eukaryota, Viridiplantae, Streptophyta, Marchantiopsida, Marchantiales, Marchantiaceae. The record is from the annotation of a GenBank genome assembly.
GGUGGUCUGUCAGUACUCAUAUGUACCGUCGGAUCGGGAGCAGCUCGAAGACCCCUCUAUCAAUGAGUGUCGCAGUCUCUGUGACUGUCUCUCUCUCCCCCUUCCCCCUUGUCUGUCCUCGUUCGCCCCGAAUCCUGAAUCAUCGACUGAGCUGACUACUGACCCACCAGCCCCUCCCUCGAAUUACACGACACUCCCUCCAUCCAUCGCCAUCUCUCUUCUUCUUCUUCUUCUUCUUCUUCUUCAAGCUUCAUGCCGCAUGACCCCUGAAAGCUCCGAAGCGCUCGUUCUUUCCUGUGGCUCUCGCUCUUUUCUCUUCUCUUCUCGAGCUCGACUUCUUCUCUGUGUCUGUCUCUUCUUUUGGUGCGUCUGUCGCUUCUUGCGGAACUCAAUCCAUCGCGCUCUCGACAUCGAGUGGAAGUGGAAGUGGGGGAUUCGGGGCUGUGUCGAAUUUCGACAGCGAGCGGCGGGUUGGUUUGGAAGGGAGGGAGUCCAGCUGUGGAUUCGCACGUUUCUUGCCGUGCAGGUGGAGACGGUCGUCGACGACCCUCGAGGGCAUGGAUCUCUUGCGCGGCUGUGACAGAGUUGGAGCUCGUGAAUGAAAGGAAGAAGGGAAGGCGACGCACCGAGAGGAACAGGAAGAGUGAGUUGAGUUGAGCUGAGCUGAGCUGAGGCGGAGUGGAUUCGUGGUGGCAUUUAUCGAAAGCGGUAGCGUUAGUGUUUGUAAGGAGAACGGCGUUUGGGGAUGGCAAGAUGACGAGGAGUGGGGUGGGGUGUUUGGGGCGGGCUCGAAGGAUGAUGGUGUGACGUAUGCGACUGAGAGGAGGUGCCAUUCAUUCGCCAUGGAGCUCAAGAGGCCGAGCACCAGCAGCGUAUCAGUGACCGGGAGAUGGCGAGGCGUUCUGCUGUGCGUCAUUGUGCUGACGCUCAUCUUUGUCGUGCAAAUGCUCUUCGUCCAGUUUCGAGGAGGGUUCGGCUCGUUUCUCGGCGGCGAGAGUCUAGCGCGCACCUCGUCGCGGAUGCACGGCGUGUACAGCUCUCAUAACAUGUCGUUGCUGAAAUUUCCGAGCUCCGACAUCUCCGUCGCGUUGCUGGUCACUGCGCGCGCCGGGCUGGAGAAAUCCGUCUCGCAGGUGCCGUUUCUGCAAGUGUGUUUGCCAUCGCUGCUGAAAACGAUCGAGCCUCGGGGAAGGUAUGUCUACUCCAUCUACUUCGGCUUCGAUCUCGACGAUCCUAUUUACGACAACACCACGAACCUCGACUACAUUCGCGAUUCGUUCGACGAUUUGUCGAGAGGCUACUCGCUCUCGCUCAAGUUCUUCCGCUACAAUGGCACCAGGGGCAAGCCGGUCUGGGCCUGGAAUCGGCUGGCCCGAGCAGCGUAUCGCGACGACGCCGAUUACUUCUAUCAGGUGAACGAUGAUGUGAAGUUCGUGUCCAACAAUUGGACGACCAAGUUCGUGCACGCGCUGCGGUCCAACAAGGUGUUCCCGGGGCUCGGAGUGACAGGGCCAUGCGACCUCGGCAACCCUGCGAGGCUGCUCUUGACUCAGAGCUUCGUCUCGCGCGUGCACCUGGACGUGUUCCGGCACUUCUACCCUCCUCUCUUCCGCAACUGGUUCUCGGACGAUUGGAUCACUCAGGUCUACCAUCCGGAGCAUCUGUUCAAGUUCUCCACUGUCUAUGUCAACAACACUCUGGUCCAGAGCACUCGCUACGACAUCGAUUAUGCCGGCGAGAAGGUUCUGAAAACUCUGGUGAGCGAUGGCCGUGCUAGUAUCGAAGAGUUCCUCCAAAGCAACCCCAUCCCCAUCGUCCCUCCUUUGCUCGCCAUUAAGAAUGGGAAUGAGAAGAAGAAGAAGUCAAUUUUAUUUCCCGAGAAGGACAAGACGAGGUGGAGAUAGCGAUUGUGACUCACUUCUCUCUACAAACCAGCCUUACUCCCGAAAUGUGCAGAUCAGAUCAGACCGCCUCGACGACUUGCUUCCUUGCGGUCUGCAAGUCGUCCUGUAGUCGCAGAGGAAGAAUUCGGGAAAAGGUCAUUGAAUGCGACGAGCGUCUCCACCCUCUCUCUCUCAUCACCUCGAGACGACCAGUUUUCUCCCACCUCUCCCACUCUGGAGUCGAAAGAUGUGAAAUCAUUAGAGAGUGCACUGCCCACAGCGCUAUGAUCAGUCGCUGCAAUUUCGAGGUAGAUGUCGCCAGAGGGGUCGGACCACGUCUUCUGUAGUUUUGAUUCCAUAUUUAUGAAUAAAAAUUAUUCCAAAGAGUCCCCUCA